AUGAUGCUGUGUCCGGCAGUAAUAGUUUCCCAACCCUAUAGCAGUUUUAUUAAUGCUGAAUUUUCUUUGUUUCCGAACCAGCUUGAUGAUUCAUUGGUGGCUAGGGAGCUGGCAAUCACUGACUCGGAGCACUCAGAUGUUGAAGUCUCUUACACAGACAAUGGGACGUUUAAUCUGUCCAGGGGACAAACUCCACUCACAGAGGGAUCAGAAGAUCUGGACCGCCACAGCGAUCCUGAAGAAUCGUUUGCCAGAGAUCUUCCCGAUUUUCCUUCCAUCAAUCCCGACGCCACCCUGCUGGACGACGAAGACGACACCAGCAUUGGGAUCCCCAGUGUACCCUACAGAUCCCUGACCCAAGAGGAAGCACGCUUGUACUCGGACCAAGAAGAAAUCAAUACAGAGCUGUCCCUUAGUGGGCUUCUACCUGCAAACGACUUCACCAGUGACAUUGCUGGGAUCAUAGCCAGCAACAUGAUUCAAGCAGCACUGGCUGGAGCUGUCCAGGGCCCUCCCAGGAGAGACAAUCCCCAGAGGGCACCCCCGAGAGGUUACCGCAAGCAGUCCAGCUCCGAACUGGACACUGACGUGGAAGGGGACGAUUUUGAAAUGCUGGACCAGUCGGAGCUUAGCCAGAUUGAUCCGACUGGGUCUCAGAGCAGAGAAGGGGGCCAACAGCAGCAGUAUUCUGCUUCAGGAUUUAUAUCCAACCUCCUGAGGAAACAGUAAUAAGUUUUCAACACGUGUGGUGUACAGUAAAUGUCCAAAUAUCAUUGUGCUGUUGUGUGUGUGUAUGUGUGAUGAUCGCUGUGGUGACCAAACUCUCUUUUGGUCGUGUUUUCUUAUCACUGUGACGUACAAAGCAUCAUCGCUUUAUUCUCCUCCUACCGCCAUGCCACAAAAGAAAUUAGAAAACAAAUCAGGCAGAGAUGAAGCAGUAGGGCAGUCACGUGAUUUGUCCUGUGAGCAGGGAUGUUGUAGGACCCCACUGAUAGGAAUUGCGAGUCCCUCAGUCCCAUUAAAUAAAUGAAUUAGUGCAGAUAUCUUAUCAUAGUUAAAUUUAGGUAUCAGCAGGGAACCAGUCACGCAUGUCUGUAAUGUUUUUACUUAAUCAGGUAUCAUUUCUAGGAUGUGUUUGUAAAAUUUAUUUUUUUAAGGUAAUCUGGCAGCACACAUGCCAAUAAGAGCUUGAUAGCAAAUGGGGACACAGAGAAACCCUUUGAAGUUUACCACUUGUUUUAAACUGAUCAUAUUUCUGUAUGGGAACCAAAAAUCACGUGCCCCAUUUUAAAAAACGAUCUCUUGCUUGUGUGAGAAUCGCACUGUACUGAAACUGAAUAAUAGAAAUUAACUGACUUUUUCUUAGCCUGUAAAUUGAGAACUUUCGUGAUAAAGAGAAUGCAGUUUGGGUCUAGAUACUGCCCCCCUUAGGAAUUAGGUUAUAGGUGAACAUCACCACUAAAGAAUAAACACUGGGUGUAUACACAUCUGAAGUUUUCUAGCUAGUAUAGAUAGCAAAGACUACAGCAAGACUUGGCUAUAGGCCAUACAUUAAUACAAUAUCUAACCCAGAUAGACCAUCUGAGCCACAUUUGUAUGACCUGUUUAUCCAUUUUGCUGUGUUUGCGUGGUAAAUCAACCUCUUGAAUGAGUCUUAACACUUGUGGUGUGUGUGUUUCUGUGUAUACUGUGAAUGCACUUUCUGAAAAACUGACAUUGAUUACACUUAAACACUUUAUAAAACAUUCAGAUUAGUAAUAAAGUUGCAAUAGCAUUGUUAAACAUCAAAGUAGUAAUACAGGUGCAAUCUUAACCAUUUCUUGCAUAUAUACAGAAGGACCAAUCAUGUAUCACUUAGUGAGUACCAUACGUUAUGUGUCAAGUGAUAAGAGUUUGUGGUUUGGGAUUUCUUGCUGUACAAAGUCUGUGGGAUGUAGAAAGCUGCAGACUCCUUAUUUGCACAGCUUAACUAUUUCUGGCUGACUCUUGACUCUACUGAGUUCAUUAACCUGAGCCUGUGUGGACAUGAGCUCAAUUUGCAUGUGGAAACAUCCCUUCCCACUUAUUUAUUUUUAGUUUAGAAUGCUUUGUUAUAUUUACAUAUCUCAGUGUUGUUGUUUUCUUGUGCUUCUAUUCAUCUUACUUGCAAUAAGAGUUGCUUUAUGUUAUUGCAUUUUAAAAAGAUGUCUUGGCUUACAAAGGACAGCACAAUAAGUUGCUUACUGAUAGACACAGACAGUGGUAGUAAUGCUUACAAUUUGCAAAACCUUAAACAAAGCAUUCCUUUAAAAAAAAUGCAGGUCCUAGACACAGAAAGCCUCUGUCCAGGCAUACUGCAAUAAAGUGUCAAUCGAGUGUAACUCCCCAGCCAAGUGUCGUUCUCUUAGCGAAUGGCAGAUGCACAGCAAUAUUAAAAAGAAAAUUGAUAGUCCAUUAAUUUCCUAUACAGUCAGUAUUCUUGAUUUCUGAAUAUGCCUGUAUAUUAUACUACUGUUGUACCUGCCACCUCAAGGAAAAUUAUUUUGUGAUUGCAAAGAUGUUAUUUGAAUCUAAAGUGCAAACCUGCAUGACCUAUUGGUUUCCGUCCAUGUUGCUACCGAAAAUAUGUAGAAAACCCUUUUAUUUUGUCUUUAUACGUUUGCACAACAAAAUAACUUGCAAGUAUUAGAAGCUGAAAGUUGAGUUGAGCAAUCAAUUAAUAAAGAUAGCAGUUAAGGGGUUUAUUAGCAUAUAAAGCAUUUUUCCUCCUCCUUUUAAAAGGCUUUUGUCUUAAAAGGUGUCACUUUGGUUAAUUGAAAUAGAUUAUUUUAUUAAAUUAAGUGUCACAAGACUAUUUAAAUAAUAAGAUGCGAAGCUCAGAAUACAAAGAUCUGCUGGGUCUUCUAUAUAUUCAGAGCAAAUUUUUUUUUUUUUUAUCUGUGAUUUAUCAAUGUAUAUUGUCCUGUGAUGAAAGGUAUUCUUAAAUCAUAAUUGGCAAAAAAAAAAAAAAAAAAAACUGCAUACAAAAAUGACUUGUGCUCUUGUUGUAUGAUAACUAAAAAAAUGUUGUUACAGCUAUACCAAUAAGGGGUGGAUGUGUGUGUGUGUUUGUUAAAGCACUAAUAUUUGUUUUGAAGCAUGUUGGGUUAUAGCAAUUUGCUGCAGGAUCACUGACCCUUAACAGAACCUGUAACAAAUUCUACCCCGCUCAGAAUAGAACUAUAAUUUAGAGAAUGCUCACUCUGUUUAUUAUUUAACCUGAUAAUGCUCUUGAUGGAAGUCUGCUUAACCCUUCUGUAUAUGUAGCUGAUAUUACUGCCAGGAGCUCCUGAAUUCUCAGGGGUAAAAGGGCUGAAAUGAUAUUCCUGAAUUCUGGCUAUUUUUUAGGCUUGGUGGAUAUUGUUUUCUGCACAGUAUUGACAGCGGUGUGGUGCAAUUUGUACUUGCCUGUUUAACACAGCACAUGUUUUUAUGUCAGCCCCCAUUCUUCACUGAUAGCAAAAGGAAAUAGCUAUGUACUAGAGCACUAUAUAUGUGUAUUUAAUUUAGAAUAUUUUGUAACCAUUGAGCUGCUUGAAUCUCAAUAGAAGCGAGUCUACUUGCCAGUCCUAGUAUGCAUUCAAUACAUGACAGGAUGUAUAGCUGUUUUUAACUCAUGCAUUUCAUAAAAGAAAAAAAUAUAUCAUUUUACCUAGACGAUGAAAAAUCAGGACACCCCCACCCCC
Messenger RNA from Polyodon spathula (Mississippi paddlefish), 3704 nucleotides. RefSeq names its product reticulophagy regulator 3-like. The record is from RefSeq and is a predicted model, not a curated record. The transcript is spliced from 3 exons. Lineage: Eukaryota; Metazoa; Chordata; Actinopteri; Acipenseriformes; Polyodontidae. Gene Ontology annotation, biological process: reticulophagy. The coding region runs from base 1 to 729 and encodes 242 amino acids.